Messenger RNA from Myxocyprinus asiaticus (Chinese sucker), 952 nucleotides. RefSeq names its product proline-rich transmembrane protein 1-like. The transcript has 2 exons. The record is from RefSeq and is a predicted model, not a curated record. Gene Ontology annotation, cellular component: membrane. Bases 112 to 642 code for a protein of 176 amino acids. Lineage: Eukaryota; Metazoa; Chordata; Actinopteri; Cypriniformes; Catostomidae.
GGUACAUAACAUAGAAAAGCUUAAUUCCUCUUAACCACUGAGCCAACAAAGGAGUGUCAUCUCUGCCGAGCACAAGAGAAACAAGUCAAGGAAAGCAAAAUAAAUAGAAGAAUGGACCCCAGCAAGUCUUUCAAUGAUCCUUCAGCAGACUGGAAUGUAACAGAAAAAACAGGCCUGUUGCAACCAUUAUCACCACCAUACUUAGACCACGCUGAGCACCCUAAUGCUGGAUACCCUCCACCAGGGAGCUAUCCCAGCACUUCUGGUUAUCAAGGCCAGCAAUAUGGAGCUCCGGCAGGCAUGUAUGGCCAAGGGCUGUAUCCGGGGCAGCCUGUAGUCACUGUACAGCCAACAUUGUAUGUGACCACGACUCCACUGGCCAAUCCACUGCCAGAUUACAUGGGCUAUUCUAUUUUUACCAUGCUGUGCUGCUGUUUACCACUGGGUAUUAUCGCUCUGGUUUAUUCCAUCAAUACACGGAAUGCUAACAUGGCCGGACACCAACUAAUGGCAGUGAAAAACUCCAGAAUGGCACGCAUUUUCAACCACACCGCUCUUGGCAUUGGCCUUGCCCUCUUUGUGCUGUAUAUCAUCUACAUCACUGUUGUAGUUGUCAAUGCUGGAAAUCAUGAUUCUCCAUAAUUGACAGAGAUAUCAUGGUUAAUCUAAAAGCUUUGAGCUUUACAGACAUUAACACCUUAUAGAAUGCUUUAAAUAUAUUUUCACAAACACAUUUGGUAUUCUAUGCACAGUGUAGUAUUUUUAAGCUUCACAUUAAUGAGCAGUUCCAUCUAUACAGACUUUGAGGGAUGAUUCAGUAUGUUUAAUGUGUUUGACUGGCUCAUCUCAUCAUAAUCAUAAUGUAUCAGAAUUCUCUAAUGCUUUAAAGAUGUGUAAAAACAAUGAAAGAUGUAACUGUCGAUGUAAAGUUAUUAUAAAGUUAGAUUUUCUU